AUUAAAUGUCAAUUUAAACAAAAUAAAAAUAAAUAAUAGACUAUUUUGUAAAAGAAAAAGAAAAGAAAGAAGAGCUAGUCUUAGAAAUAGGUUAUUAGUGUAAUUGGGAUAAGCCAUUAAUGGAAUAAGUUUUGGGAGGAGAUGAUUUAUUAGAAGGACAAUAUCAAUAUUACCAAAAUUAGGAUGUAUGCGAUUAUAUUUUAGGAUUAUUAGGAUUUUGAUAUCGAAUAUUUUUCAGAAAAUUAUAAUGAUUAAAAAUAAAGAUUAGAUUAAUUUUUAGAUAAACCUGAAAAAAUAAAAAAAAAAAAUAAAGGAUACCCUGUAGGGAUUUCAAACUUAGGUAAUGGUUGCAAUUUUAGUUACCUUUUACAAAUUAUUUUUUAUAAUCCUAAAUUAGUGGAAUAAAUUUUGUAAUAUAAAAAACUAGACUCUUCUUUUGGCGAUUUAUCUUAAUCUAACAAUUAAUUUAUGAAUUUAUUUUAGAUAGUAAUUGCAAAUUAACUAAUCUCAAAUUAACAAUAUUUUAAGCCGACAGAAUUCUAUUAAGCAAUAAAAGAUUUUGAAAGGUAAAUAUUAAACUCUUCGGUAUUAAAUGAAAAUUUUCGAGAUAUAAUUGAAUAUUUUACUAUUUUUUUGAAACUUAUAGAUUAUUCUCUUAGCAAGAAUUUAGAAAAGCAGCAUAAUUAAUAAAAUAUUUUCAUGAACGAAUAUUUAGAAAAAUAAUACACAAUAAAGAAUGAUAAUAUGAAUCAAAUUUAAUUGGUUAUGAGUAUAAAACAUUAUCAGAUAUACAAUUUUUUGUAUAAAGAAAUCAUUGAGAAUAAGAAUAAAAUAAAAGAAUUACCAGAAAAUUUAAUUUUCACAAUAGAAAGAGAUAUUCAAUAAAAUAAGAAAACAGAAGAAAAAUUUUAUUUUCCAUAAAAGUUAUACUUAGAUUUUGUUUUAGAUGAUAAAUAGACUUCUAAAUAAGCUUCUCUUAAGGUUUAGAAAUAUAUUACAGAAUAAGUGAAGACUUUACCUAUGUAUUACUAAUGUAAAUAAUUUAGAUGAUAUUUAUAGUAAAUAAGUAAGCAGAAGCAUUUGAGAAUGUAGUAACUUAUUAUGAAUCUUAACCUAUGUAUGAAGAAUUUAUUUUGAAAAGUUUGAAAUUUGAACAUUAAAAAAAAGUUGAAGAAUUGAAAAAAUAAUUUCCAAACAAUUGCGAUAUUCUAAAUAAGGAGUUGUAAGAUUCUUCAAAGAAUUUUUAUUAAUUAGCAUAAAUAGUUGCUUAAGCAUGUAAUGGAUCAGAAAGUAAUUAUUAUUUGUACUAAUUUAAUUUCUGUUUGAAUAAAUGGUUUAAAUAUAAUGACACAGAAGUAAUAAUAUAAACAGAGGAAGAAGUGAUAGCAGAUACUAUAAAAAAUGGAAUUAUUCUGAUAUAUUUAAGUUAUGAGUAAAAAAAAGAAGUGUAGAGAUAUUAGAAUGAAUUAAAUGAAAUCGAUAAAAUACGAGAUUAGUUAAAACUUAAUAGUAUAGUAAUGCAUAAUCUUCUCAAUAAGAUUCCUAAAGAGAUAUUUAAAAAAGUAUUGGAAGAAAAUGAGAAAUUUUUAAAAAAAUAAUGA
Molecule: messenger RNA, 1601 nt
Organism: Paramecium sonneborni
Lineage: Eukaryota; Ciliophora; Oligohymenophorea; Peniculida; Parameciidae
Source: the annotation of a GenBank genome assembly